Molecule: messenger RNA, 2831 nt
Organism: Lipotes vexillifer (Yangtze River dolphin)
Lineage: Eukaryota; Metazoa; Chordata; Mammalia; Artiodactyla; Lipotidae
Gene: RBM19
Product: RNA binding motif protein 19
Exons: 24
Coding region: 27-2831 (934 amino acids)
Molecular function (GO): mRNA binding
Source: RefSeq, a predicted model, not a curated record
GAAUCGAAACAGUGGGACCGUGCGCCAUGUCACGACUCAUCGUGAAGAACCUCCCAGAUGGGAUGAAGGAGGAGCGUUUCCGGCAGCUGUUCACCGCCUUCGGCACACUGACAGACUGCAGCCUCAAGUUCACCAAAGACGGCAAGUUCCGCAAGUUCGGCUUCAUCGGCUUCAAGUCCGAGGAAGAGGCCCAAACAGCGCUGAACCAUUUCAACAGGAGUUUUAUCGACAUGUCCCGGAUCACGGUAGAGUUCUGCAAGUCGUUUGGGGACCCGACAAAGCCCCGAGCCUGGAGCAAGCAUGCCCAGAAAACAAGCCAGUCCAAGCCCCCUCCGAAAGACAAAGACCCCAUCUCCCCAGAAACUAAGAAGGGUGACAAGAAGAAAAAGGUAGCAGGUGAAUUGGAGAAGCUGAGGGAAGAUAACGAGUUCCAGGAGUUCCUGUCAGUUCACCAGAAGCGGACGCAGGCGGCCACCUGGGCUAAUGAUGCCCUGAACGUUGAGCCCUCGAAAGGGAAGAACAACUUGGCCGACGACUACCUGAACUUCGACUCUGACUCAGGGCAGGAGAGCGAGGAGGAGGGAGCCGAAGAAGCCCCGGAAGAGGAGGACAGCAGCCUGGAACCCAAGGCAGCCGCACGGAAGGAGCUGUCGGACAUGGAUUACCUGAAAUCCAAGGUGGUGGAGGCCGAGUCGACAUCCUCAGAGGAGAGUGAAGAUGAAGCCGUGAACUGCGAGGAAGGGAGCGAGGCCGAGGAAGAGGGUUCCUGCACCCCCGCCGCCCAGCAGGACAGGGAGGCGGCCCAAGCCAAGACCGAGAAACCAGCCAACCAGAAGGAACGCACCACCACCCACACCGUGAAGCUGCGGGGAGCCCCAUUCAACGUCACAGAGAAAAACGUCAUGGAAUUCCUGGCACCCCUGAAACCGGUGGCCAUUCGAAUAGUGAGAAAUGCCCAUGGAAACAAAACAGGGUACGUCUUUGUGGAUUUCAGCAGUGAAGAGGAAGUGAGGAAAGCUCUGAAAUGCAACAGGGAAUACAUGGGUGGACGCUACAUCGAGGUGUUUAGGGAAAAGCACGUCCCCGCAGCCAAGGUGCCCCCAGAGAAUAGCGCCAAACCCUGGCAAAGCCGGACACUCGGGGAGCAUGAAGAGGAAGAGGACCUGGCCGACUCUGGGAGGCUCUUUGUGCGAAACCUGCCCUACACCAGCUCCGAGGAAGACCUGGAGAAGCUCUUCUCCAAAUACGGUCCCCUGUCUGAGCUGCAUUACCCCAUCGACAGCCUGACCAAGAAGCCCAAGGGCUUUGCCUUCGUCACCUUCAUGUUCCCGGAGCACGCCGUGAAGGCCUACGCUGAAGUGGAUGGGCAGGUGUUCCAGGGCAGGAUGCUCCACGUGUUACCAUCCACCAUCAAGAAGGAGGCCGGCGAGGACGCAGACACCCCAGGAUCAUCGUCUUACAAGAAGAAGAAAGAGUCAAAAGAUAAAGCCAACAGCUCCAGCUCUCACAACUGGAACACGCUGUUCAUGGGCCCGAAUGCAGUGGCCGACGCCAUCGCCCAGAAGUACAGCGCCACCAAGAGUCAAGUGUUUGACCAUGAGACCAAGGGCAGCGUGGCCGUGCGCGUGGCCCUGGGAGAGACCCAGCUCGUCCAGGAGGUGCGGCGCUUCCUCCUCGACAAUGGGGUCAGUCUGGACUCCUUCAGCCAGGCCGCCGCUGAGCGAAGCAAGACCGUGAUCCUGGUGAAGAACCUCCCAGCCGGCACCCUGGCGGCUGAGCUGCAGGAGACCUUUGGCCGCUUCGGCAGCCUGGGCCGCGUGCUGCUGCCAGAGGGUGGCGUCACGGCCAUCGUGGAGUUCCUGGAGCCGCUGGAGGCCCGCAAGGCCUUCCGACACCUGGCCUACUCCAAGUUUCACCACGUCCCCCUGUAUCUGGAGUGGGCUCCGGUGGGCAUCUUUUCCAGCCCAGCCCCACAGAAGAAAGAACUCCGAGAUGCACCAGCAGAGCUGGCCGGAAAGGACAGGAUGGAGCCAGAAACAGACGGCGAGACCCCAGAAGGUGAAAAGCUGACAGAGGGAGCAGCACACGACACUUCAGCAAAGGUGGAGGAGGAAGAGAAUGAGGAGAGCCUUCCCGGGUGCACACUGUUUAUCAAAAAUCUCCACUUCGACACGACUGAGGAGACGCUGAAGGGGGUGUUUUCCAAAGUGGGUGUGGUGAAGAGCUGCUCCAUUUCCAAGAAGCAGAACAAAGCAGGCAUGCUGCUGUCCAUGGGGUUUGGAUUCGUGGAAUACAGGAAACCGGAGCAGGCCCAGAAAGCUCUCAAACAGCUCCAGGGUCACGUCGUGGACGGCCACAAGCUGGAAGUCAGGAUCUCAGAACGAGCCACCAAGCCAGCCCUGACAUCCGCUCGGAAGAAACAGGUGCCCAGAAAGCAGACAACCUCCAAGAUCCUGGUGCGGAACAUCCCCUUCCAGGCUGACAGCCGUGAGAUCCGCGAGCUCUUCAGCACCUUCGGGGAGCUGAAGACAGUCCGCUUGCCAAAGAAGAUGACGGGGAUGGGCUCGCACAGAGGGUUCGGCUUCGUCGACUUCCUCACCAAGCAGGAUGCGAAGAGGGCCUUCAACGCCCUGUGUCACAGCACCCACUUGUACGGCCGGAGGCUGGUGCUGGAGUGGGCCGACUCCGAGGUGAGCCUGCAGGCCCUGCGGCGGAAGACGGCCGAGCACUUCCACGAACCCCCGCAGAAGCGGUCUGUGGUGUUGGACGAGAUCCUGGAGCAGCUGGAAGACAGUGAGGACGGCGGCGACGAGCAGACCCUUCAGCCGUGA